This is a messenger RNA of Pseudo-nitzschia multistriata, 3299 nucleotides long. Lineage: Eukaryota; Bacillariophyta; Bacillariophyceae; Bacillariales; Bacillariaceae. The record is from the annotation of a GenBank genome assembly.
AAUUAAUUUUGUCCUCCCAAUGUCCUAAUCGCAUAUGGAGCUCACAAUAACCAACAAUACCAGACUCCAACCAUGACCCUCUCCGAAACCCCCGCCUGGAAGGCCCUURCCGCCCACUAUGAGGAAACCAACACCCACACGAUGAAGGAUAUGUUCGCCGCAGAUCCUGAGCGUUUCAGCAAGUUCAACCUUGAAUUUGAAAGCAUUCUCUUGGACUUCUCCAAGAACCGCAUCAACGAAGAAACAAUGAAGCUUCUCUACGGACUCGCCAAGCAGCAGGAUGUCAGUGGCCUCGCCAAGAAGAUGUUUUCUGGAGAGAAAAUCAGUAAGUGAUGCAAGCUGAAUAUAUAGGAGAGGAAUGAAUCAAAGAUGCAUAWAUCUUCUUGUUUCSUGCAAAAAWWRUUCGACGACGACGGAAAAAAUCAUUGUCAGYAUGGAUUUAUUGGAUGACCUUCCCCGGYCUAACACAGAAUUCCGAUUUUUGUAACAAAAAUACUGUGCGAACYGACUUACUUUUCAAAUCGGAUAGACGAAACCGAGGGCCGCGCCGUUUUGCACGUCGCCCURAGAAACCAAUCCAACACUCCCAUUAUUGUCGACGGAAAGGACGUCAUGCCCGAAGUGAACGAAGUUCUCGGGCGCAUCAAGGCUUUUACGGAGAAGGUUCGAUCCGGAGAAUGGAAGGGACAAACUGGAAAGUCAAUCACGGACRUUGUCAACAUCGGUAUYGGAGGAUCGGACCUCGGACCCGUCAUGGUCUGCGAGGCACUAAAGCCAUACUCAAAGCGCGACCUGAAGAUGCACUUUUGCUCCAACGUCGACGGUACACACAUUGCCGAAAUCCUCAAAUCAGUCGAUCCCGAAACCACUCUAUUUUUGGUCGCCUCGAAAACAUUUACCACGCAGGAGACCAUGACCAACGCGGGAACCGCUAAGGCCUUUGUCUUGAAGGCCUUCGACGGAGAUGAAUCCUCCGUCGCCAAGCACUUUGCGGCCCUCUCUACCAAUGCCGCCGGUGUUUCUAAGUUCGGUAUCGAUACCGAAAAUAUGUUUGGAUUCUGGGACUGGGUCGGUGGACGAUACUCCCUGUGGAGUGCAAUCGGAACCCCUAUCGCCCUUUCGAUUGGUUUCGACAACUGGAUGGAAAUGCAUGCCGGUGCCCACGCCAUGGAUAACCACUUUUUGAACACCCCCGCCGAAAAGAAUCUCCCCAUGACACUCGCYCUGAUUGGUAUYUGGUACAACAACUUUUAUGGAUCCGAAACCUGUGCUGUUUUGCCAUACGACCAAUACAUGCACCGAUUCGCCGCCUACUUCCAACAGGGAGAUAUGGAAUCCAACGGAAAGUACAUCAACAAAGACGGAGAAAAGGUCGACUGCCAAACCGGCCCMAUCAUUUGGGGAGAACCCGGAACCAACGGACAGCACGCCUUUUACCAAUUGAUCCAUCAGGGAACCAAGCUCAUYCCGUGCGAUUUCCUGGCUCCCUGCAAAUCUCACAACGACGUCACAACCGGAAUCGGUGGGCCAACCGACCACCACCCCAUCCUUAUGUCCAAUUACUUUGCCCAGACYGAGGCCCUCGCUUUUGGAAAGGACGCCGCYACCGUGCGAGCGGAACUCGCCGCCUCCGGAAUGGAYGAGGCUGCCAUCGAAAAGCUCCUCCCCCACAAGGUYUUCGARGGCAACAAGCCCACCAACUCGUUUUUGUUCGAGAAGCUUACUCCUCGCACRCUGGGAAGCCUGAUCGCUCUCUACGAAAUGAAGAUUUUCACACAAGGUGCCAUCUGGAACAUCAACUCUUUCGAUCAGUGGGGUGUCGAACUCGGAAAGCAGCUCGCGAAGGCGAUCUACCCCGAACUUACGGCCGAGGGCGAAGUUAACUCCCAUGACUCUUCCACCAACGGGCUCAUUAAYUAUUUCAAGAAAAACAUGUAAUUUAAAACAAUCAAACCAACCAGGAAACUAUUCGGCUACGGCCCACGUUCUUAUCUAUGUCCAAUACARCUAYGUUGAAGCUGGCAGAGAAUAGCAACCAGUGGAAGACGAGGACAACUUUUUCUUUUAAUUUUAAUUCAAUUUUGUCGCUGUCAUUCAAAUUAAAAGAACGCUUGAAUUCUUUUGAUGAGGUAUUGAAAGUGCUCCACAAUAAUMUCCAGUUGAAUGCUACUUUUUCAUUGCAUUUUAACACCAUGUCAUUGUGAAGAAGGCAGAAUGGCACACCAUCAGUCACAUGCAUGCAAAUUAAAGAAGYAGAUAGAAAUGGCUUGAAUGUCACAAGAUGUGAUUCCAAAAUAGAAAGAAAAAAAGASAUUCCGAUACCUUUCGAAGAUUCAUAUCGUUGUCGGGGUCAUUGUUAUUGUGCUUGUCACAAGUUGUGACAUCGUAUUUUCCGCAACUGUGUUCCGAUAAACGGGUGACUGACUCACUCGAAUGCACCAAUCAACGAUCUUAGUCCCGAACAGCUGUUGGAUAUGUUUCAGAGACAUUGUGACGUCUAUGACGUAUGCGUGUGUCGGAGUGUUACAGAAACACGCGCGUAGAGAAACGACACAAUUAUUAGAAUUAGUUUCUGUGCCGUGCGUUGGAAUGAGAAUCUAGAAUGCUUUUUCGUUUUCCGCUUCCAGUUUUACUACUAGGAGUAACGUAUGGUACAGACAGAACCUUACAGUACCGUAACGUGAAGGGGUUCCGGUUCGGUAGAUAAAACUGCUACGUAAAACUGCAGUAAUAGAGUUACGAAGAACACCUGUAGGUACGUACGUGCUUGCGCGCGUUUGGAUUUAGAAAAAUCGAUCAUUCUCCUUCUUCUUCGGUUUGCCAAAAUUAUUGGAGGGUCAAUCUUUUUGGUGUCUUUGUCGAAAUUGGAUUCAGUCARUAUCAUCCUUCCCAUAAUAUAAAUACGAUUGAAUACCUAAACACUUUCGAACAAAUAAAUAGAUACUUUCAAAAUGAACACUGCGUAAGUACACCACUUCGGACCUGGCUGUAUAACUCUUGCUGAACUUCUCUCCAAUGAAGAUGCUGAGACUCUCGUGCACUCUCACUGCGAGACGUCGGAUGUCGGAAAAAUAAGUUGUGUAGAAUCGACGGCUGUGGAGACUUCUUCUCCUCAAAAUAUAUGUGGUUUCGGCAAAAAAUCAAUCGAGGAUCGAUAAAAUACAUCCCGUCUAUUUUUUUCAAUUCUCUCAUUUUGAACCAUUAUCCAUUAAAUUUGCAAAAAAAUAUCUUUUGAAUCUUUGUUUUCGUCGUAUCUAACAGAGCUGAACUCCAAGCAAACCGCCCCGAUGGAUCGGCCG